Messenger RNA from Drosophila arizonae, 668 nucleotides. RefSeq lists its product as uncharacterized. The record is from RefSeq and is a predicted model, not a curated record. Gene Ontology annotation, molecular function: RNA polymerase II transcription regulatory region sequence-specific DNA binding; DNA-binding transcription factor activity, RNA polymerase II-specific. Gene Ontology annotation, biological process: regulation of transcription by RNA polymerase II. NCBI's taxonomy places the organism in Eukaryota, Metazoa, Arthropoda, Insecta, Diptera, Drosophilidae.
ACCAUUGCCCCCAUCAUCGCCAUUAUUAACAAUUGCCCAAUUAGGGAAAACAGUGAUUGACCAAGUGGUUUGCACAAGAAUCUCAAUUCAAUUCGCCAGCCAUGUUAAACUAUCAGCAGCAGCUGCAUUCCAUACCCGUCGAUGGUGCCGGCAAUUUCUAUUAUGCCGCCUCGACAAUGCCGUCGGCGACGUCCAAUGCAUCCGGACCCGGUUCCGGGCCAGCUCACACCUUGGCAUCCAGCGAGGCGACGUAUGCCGCGCCGCCCGCCCCGCCCCUGGAGCUGGAUGAGAAACUGCAUCAGGCCGCCUACGUCAAGGAUAAGGAAAUUGCAAAUCGCCGAGAGCUGGACAAAAUGCAUCGCUUCUCCGUGGACAAUCUCAUCGAACUGAAACAGGAUGCGUUUGCCAAGAGCAAGUUAUCCAUGGAGCUGGCCAAUAACUUUGGCGGCGUUGGCGGCGGCGGUGCCGUAGAUUACCCCAACAAUCUCAACUCGGGGCAUUCCAGGAAGCCGCGUCGCAAUCGCACCACCUUCAGCUCAGCUCAGCUCACAGCCCUGGAGAAGGUCUUCGAGCGCACCCAUUAUCCGGAUGCAUUUGUACGCGAGGAACUGGCCACCAAGGUGCAUCUGAGCGAGGCACGAGUGCAGGUAAGCCACGGGUUAGCUUAG